AUGUAUUCAACCUACAAGCAGAUCUUUAAAUAAGUUAAUGACAUAAUGUAGGAUCCUCUAAUUAAUGAAUUUUUGUCAGUGAAACAGAUUGAAGACAAUUUACCAGACAGAAAAAACAUUAUAAAAUUUGGAUUAAUACUCAAACAAUUAGAUUAGUUCGUGAAAGAACAAUUAAUUAUCGAAUAAAAAAUAAAAGGAAAAUUAUUAGCAAUCAUAAAAUAUGACAAGUCUUUUCCUAAAUUUGUGAAUUUCAUUCAGAUAAUUAAUAAUGAGUAUACUAUAGAAUUUUCAUAACAACAUCUUGAUGAACUAAAUCAUAUAACAGAUAGUCAUAGUGAUGAUUUGUAUACAUUAUAAGACAUCAUUUAUGAAGUAGUAAAAAGAAUAAAAACUAGAGUAAAUGUUGAUCAUCUCAAAUAUUUGCUAGAUUAAUAAAUUUAGCACCCAAUUUCUACAAAGCUUUAUUAAAUAAAUCAACCUCCUACAUUAAUAUAUUUGUUAUAACAUAAUGAGAGAAUAAUAUUUAUAUUGAUUGCUGUUUGUAACCAAGAAUAGAUUCCCUUACCUUGUUUCAUAAAUUGUUUAUAUUUAACAGGAGAUCAAAUGAAAUUGAGAAUAGAUUAAAACCUAGAACGAACUAUAUUAUCUAUUGUUUAAGUAAAGAAAGUGGCUGAAGAAUUAGGAUACAAUAAUGUAUAAUUAGCAGAAUAAGGACUUUUAGAAUUAAAAUUACAAUAUUAUAAAUAAUAUCUAGAGAUACCUGAACAAGAUUUGAUUGAUUCAACAUUAUCAGUUUUAGUAAUGAAAGGAAUUGAAGUUAAUUAAAAUCAAAUAAGAAAUCUGUUAACAUAAACAUCAAAAGUUUAAAAUUCUCCUUAGAUAAAUAGAUUGAAAACUUUAUUUAAUUAAUUAUUAGAGACUUCAUAAUAAAUGACAGAAAAAAGAUAAUAAAAUAGAAAUCAUAAGGUGAAUAUUGUUAUUGUUCUAAAAGAAGUUAUUUCUAAAAUGGUUAAAGAUAAAACAGGAUUUCCAUAAAUAAUAAAUUUAAUGAAAUUAAGAAAUGGAAAUCUUAAGUUUGAUACAACAGAUACAAUUUUAAGAAAAUACUUUUAGUAUAUUUAAAAACCUCUUGUAGAACUUUUUAGUGUUACAAGCUUCACUUAAUUAAAUAAUUUUUGUAGAACAUCAAUUUUAAAUCAAACAGCACAAUGUGAAGCUGAAAUAAUAGAGAAAAUGCUUGAAUUAGUAUAUUAAGAACGUUCAAAAUAUUUACUUGAUUUAAAAAAUAUUUUUGAAGAAUCAAAAUAAACUAGCAAUAGUUUACUUAUGAUUUUAAGUAUCUGUUAGGAAAAAUCAAUAAAACCAUUAGAGAAAACAGAGAAGAGUGAGAUUUUAUAUUAAAUAAAAGUUCUUAUAGAAUAAUUAUUGUAAUAUACAGAAAAAAAUAAAAUAAUUGAUCUUGAUAGUGAUGAAGAGUUAAAGAAACAAACAAAAGUAUGA
Molecule: messenger RNA, 1500 nt
Organism: Paramecium sonneborni
Lineage: Eukaryota; Ciliophora; Oligohymenophorea; Peniculida; Parameciidae
Source: the annotation of a GenBank genome assembly